Messenger RNA from Arabidopsis lyrata subsp. lyrata, 1620 nucleotides. RefSeq lists its product as uncharacterized. The record is from RefSeq and is a predicted model, not a curated record. Gene Ontology annotation, biological process: positive regulation of transcription by RNA polymerase II. Gene Ontology annotation, molecular function: DNA-binding transcription factor activity, RNA polymerase II-specific; RNA polymerase II cis-regulatory region sequence-specific DNA binding; protein dimerization activity. NCBI's taxonomy places the organism in Eukaryota, Viridiplantae, Streptophyta, Magnoliopsida, Brassicales, Brassicaceae. The transcript has a single exon. The coding region runs from base 628 to 1620 and encodes 330 amino acids.
UUGAAAGCUCUCUUCUAUAGUUGUGUGCUUUAGCAAUACAAUUGUAUAACUUUCUUGUAUUUGUAUAGAUUCAUGUGAGAUAGACAAGUCUUGUUAUGUUCCCUAUUGACAUGGUUGCUGGAAGAUAUUCAAAGAGCAUGAAUGAAGCUAAAUAAUGGAAUUUGAAGUUAGUAAAAAGCGUCCAUAUACACACAUCUGACAUUACGUCUGGGCGAAAAAAUCAGGAACAUAAGAACUGAAGCGAAACCGAACCGAAAAAAAAGAACCAAACCGAAUUUGAAAACGUUAAAACAACUGAAGGAUUUUAGACUCAUAACCGUGCCUAGAUAUACAAAGACCAGAGGUGAUAUAAAACUUUUAAAUGAAUUUUUAGAUGUAAAAAAAAAAUCGUAAAUUUAAAUAAAUUAAGUGUAUACAAAAUCAUAGGCACAUAAGUAUACGAGUAGUAAAAAAGGAAAAUACAGAAGUUCGGCUCAGUCAAAAACAUAGUGAAAAAGGAAAAGACAUUAGGAUAUCUAAUCCUAUUUAUGUUGCGCCUUGCUUAUACUCUUUUUCACUCUCUCUCUCUCUCUUAACGAUUCCAUUAUCUCUCUUGUCUUCUCUCUAAGAAAAAACAAAACCCUAAGAAUGUCGUCGAAGAAGGUAUCUGAGUGCACAAUGAGGAAAAGAGGAACAAAGAGAAAGAUCGAAAUUGAGAAACGCUUCACUAAACAACAACGAUCGGUGGCUUGUAGCAAACGCCGUCCAACACUUUUCUCCAAAGCCGCUGAUCUCUGUCUUCUCUCUGGAGCCAACAUGGCCGUCUUCGUAACCUCUCCGGACGAGAACUCCGACGUUGUUUACUCCUUCUCCGGCUACUCUCCUGCCUCUGAAAUUGUUGAUUGUUACCUCAACGGCAAGUCUCCUCCCAAGCUUAUUAACUCUCAAUCCAAGUUAGGGUUUUGGUGGGAAGACCCUGAUCUAUAUCGUUAUUGUGACGAUCUCUCUGAGUUAAAUACCAUCGAAGAUCGUAUGAUGAGAACGAGGAAGCAUCUGAUGGAUUGUCUUGAGAAGAAAGAAAAAUCACAAUUUGUUUCUAAUUCCGAUCAAAACCCUAACACCGACGAGAUAUUCAAUAAUGGUGGGUCUUCUUCUUCUUCUUCUCAAAUUGCUUCUGAUUUAGGCCAAAACCCUAGUACCUCUUCUCCGUCUUCCUCACAGAUUGUUUCUUUUGAUCAGAACUCUUACACCUCCCUUGGCAAGUUAUGUGGCGAGCCUUCGUCACAAGUUACUUGUUAUGAUCAAAACCCUAACUUCUCUGUUGGCGAGUACUCAUGUGAUCAAUCUCGUUACUUGGUGAAUGAAGAUCCUGGAUUUGUUGACUGCUUAUGUGAAACAGAGGAGGAGAAUAACGGAAUGAGUCUUCCUCAAGAAACACAGACACCAUCGUUGUUCACUGAGGAUCAGAGCUUUUGGGAAAAUCUAUUUAAGGAUGAAGACAACGUGUUUGGUCUUCUUAACGACAACCUUGAGGUUCCUCUUCAAGAUCAUUCCUCAACCAACGAAGAAGAAGACGAGUUUAUGAUCGAUAUCAGUGAAUUCUUAAGCGAAGAAGAAGAAUUCGAAUGGCCCCUGUUUUAG